AUGUUUUGUACUUUGCUGCUCCACGGCUCGUGUUGCAUUUGCGACUUGAGCUUCAAGGUCACCACCGUCCUCAUUGAUCAGGAUGCGACGUCAGCUCAGCGCCAGCCGGGCAAAGAGAUGCAGCAUGAAGAGAAUGACGAGGGUGAGUCAGAGGAGGAAAGCGAGCCCUCCGAAGAGGAAGCCAGCUCGUCCGAUGAGGAGGAGGAGGACGACACUUACGAGUUUGAGAGUUGCCUCUUGCACCGGUUUCACGGCAAGUCGUCUCCUAGUCAACCUGUCCGAAUAGACCGGUGUGGAUCGGCUGGCAAGCUAGCCGAAAGAGCAGCACUGGAUCUUAAGGUUCGUGGGGACCUAACUGACUUCAUCCGCAUACGUGUGGCAAUUCGCACGAAGCGGGGCAUCAUGGAGAUCGCUGGGAGUACAUGCGCAGCCAAGGUGCAGAUGUUCCGAUCGGAGGUCGCAACUACGGAGGUUGCCGCCCCCCUGGCAAUGACCAUCGUUGUCAUAGUUCCGGAGGGACCACAGGGAGCCGAGUGGUGCUCGCGAGCCGAGAGGGACAGAAAGGCUGUGAAUGGCGUGGACGGUUGGGUCCUUGUCUGUCCUGCAGACAGCACCCGCAAUGUCCUGGAGAAGAUCGCCGAUGCCGGUGGGAUUCGGUCAGGUUUGCAGUUGCAGUACCACUUGUUCAUGCAGGGCAAGCAAGGCUUAGGAGCCUUUGGCUUCGUGGUCUGCGCCUCGGACUCGGUCUCCGAGAAAAUCGUGGCCGUGAAGAGCCUGAAGCUGCAGGUGGACCCCCUAGUGAUUUUCAACGAAGUGGCGAUGUUGAGGGCAGCGCAAGGCCACCCCAACAUCGUCCGCUUUCGUGGUCUCUGGGCAGAUCCUACGAACGCCGAGCAGUCGAAGGGUGGUCGACAGUGGUACAUGGUCAUGGACUACUUCAAGGGCGACUUGUACGAUCGAAUCGUGGAGGGCCGACGGCUCCGAGAGAAGGAGUGCGUGCCAAUCCUUCACAGCGUCCUUUCGUCGAUCGCUUUUCUUCACAAGCGCCAGAUUUUCCACAGGGACAUCAAGCCCGAGAAUCUGCUCAUCGAAACGGCUGCAAAAGUUGUUUUGACAGACUUCGGCAUUGCGUGCCUGGUCACAGACGAGUCCGAGCUGAAGCGCAAGGUUGGAACCGUCGGCUAUGCCUCCCCCGAGAUGUUGGCGGGUACGGCAACAGGCUUUGAAGGUGACGAGUUCGGAGCGGGCAUCGUCCUGUACUUCAUGCUCUCCAAGUCGACGCCGUUCCUGGCGCCCACGCCGGCCAUGACCGUCGAAAAGACAUUUCAAGGGAAGGUGAACAUGGCCUAUCAAUGCUUCGACCACAUCAGCGAGAGUUGUCGCAGCAUGAUCAACGGGCUGGUGUGCAAGGACGUUUCAGCUCGCGUCAGAGCACAUGAAGCCUUGAACACGACCUUCUUGGCGACCCGUGCAAGCUUGACUGAGCCGGUUCUGGACUGCUCGGUGAUGAUGAAGCCGAAGGGGUCCAACCACAGCAUUCUCUUCAGCAUCGCUGAGAAGUCUGACAAGCAGGGGUCCACAACACAGGGCAACCUCCCGGCCAUGCGAAACAUGUGA
Messenger RNA from Symbiodinium natans, 1617 nucleotides. Lineage: Eukaryota; Dinophyceae; Suessiales; Symbiodiniaceae. The record is from the annotation of a GenBank genome assembly.